This is a messenger RNA of Branchiostoma floridae (Florida lancelet), 3005 nucleotides long. RefSeq names its product telomerase RNA component interacting RNase-like. Gene Ontology annotation, molecular function: 5'-3' exonuclease activity; 3'-5' exonuclease activity. The coding region runs from base 33 to 560 and encodes 175 amino acids. The transcript is spliced from 4 exons. The record is from RefSeq and is a predicted model, not a curated record. Lineage: Eukaryota; Metazoa; Chordata; Leptocardii; Amphioxiformes; Branchiostomatidae.
AAACACGGGACUUGUUCAGUUCAACAGAAACCAUGGCGGAGAACGGCAAAUCUACGGGCGGACCUGCGUCUUCCGCCGGAGAAAACUCCGCCUCGAGCGGCGUCAAUACCUUUGCAAACGACGGCAGCUUCUUAGCAAUGUUUCAGAAGAAGAUGGAAGAGCAGAAGAGGCAGAAGGAAGAAGCGGAGAGACGGCAAGACGCCGGGGAAGACGACACAAGCACUGCUGCUACAAACCCAACAUGCUCAGGAACAAGCUUGGCAAACCCACCUCCGGACAGCAAGCUGCCUGCUACCAAGAAAGGCUUCCUACUUCCAAUCAGAACCUCACACUCACAGACGUCUGGAGCGGUCAGCGCGGGCAAUCAUCGGCCGUGGUCGCAGGUGGGGAAACGGAAAGGACCCAUCCUCAAAACGGGCGUGGUCAAGAAGAAGAAGCCAUCAGGAGAGAAGGAUGACCCUAAAAAGAAGGACCCAUGGGAACAGUACAUGGCAGAAGUACAGAAGUACAAGGCCCAUCAGUGCUGCGACGAUGACAAAACACGACCGCUGGUCAAGUAGCAACAGACCUGUACACCUGCAGGGACUGCCUGUAGAUAGUAGGAGAGAGCCAAUGGGCAGGAAGAAAAACUCUGGAACCUUUUUCCCAGGACCACUUCCCUAGGAAUACUUCAGAGUGUUGAUGACACCUGAAAUAGAUGUUCUGUUAAACAUGUUGUCUGUGUGACAUCUAGAACAGUUGACGUGUUCCCCAAGAAGAACCAUCUUGAAACACAUGAUCAUUUUGUUGAUUUGUGGUGUCUCUAAGAUUUCAAAAUGUUGGGCGGUUCUGGUGAAGCCAUUAUUUUUACCAAAUGGAUGUUGGUUAUUGAACCAUAGAGUCAUUCAUACCUUUCAUUUAUAUUGUAGGCUUUUUCAUUUCAAAAGGGGGAGCAAAGGGGCUGCUUGAGGCCGUUUUAUUUGCUUAUUUCAUGUAUAUUUUCCACCAUGUGUACUCCACCCCUUUUCCUUUCAUGAAAAAGAAAAGGUACCUGUUUCCCCUCCUUUUUGAAUGGAAUGGCCAAUUGCUCUGUUAUCUGUAUAUAAAGUUUGUUGUGUUGUGUAAGUUAAUAUGUAAGAAUAUACCAAUGGCUUUUCCCCUGUCCUGUUAGCUCUGUGUACAUGUGUAUUACAGUCACCUUUAUGCUGUCAUUCCUGUAAUUUUGUAGCAGUGUUCUAGCCAGCCUGAAUUUUUUUCCCCUGGAUUUGGAAUGGAAAUUCUGUCAAGUUCGUAAUCCGAGGGGGCCCGAUCUUGGAAAAUUUUUGAAAUCUAGACCCUCUAAAACACUGUUUCCCGCAUUUUGAUGGGCAGAUUUUGCUGGUAGAGUAGACCCAGGGUGAUUCAAUGGUGUCUGUGCUAAAUUUCUGGAGAUCUUUUCAAAAUUUCAUUUUUUAGAUAUCAUUACAUGACGAUUUUAGUCCGUCAAAGAGGACGGAAUGGGCAAAAUUUUUGUCCGUCCCCAACUACAAAAUUCUGGCAAAGGACGGAAGGACGGGCGCUGGCUAGAACCAUGCUUUGUAGUGUUCUAGAAAAAGAAUGUUUUCAUUGUGAAGCAAUUGAAUAUAUAUAGGUCUUCAUUUGUACUUACAGCUGUACAUAGAAUUUUUCAUUGUACAUCAGACUUCCAUUGUGUUAUGUGACGUAUUAGAGGCAGAAACACAGCCAACAUGUCCUGUACAGAAGUGAUUUCAAACAUAGAAGAAUGUGCAAAAUGGAUGUAAAGGCUGUAGCAAUAUCAGAACUGUGGGCAUAAAACAUUAUAUGUAUUUCUACAUUAUAUUCAUAUUCCUAUGUAGAGCCUUUCUCGCAGCUGCUAAACUGGGCUGAGGUUUCCACUUCUCUGGGUGUGGCCUCUUACCAGCUCUCAGCCAAUCAGAUAGUUGCUUUUGAUGAGUAAAACUGAUUCUCUGAUUGGCUGACAGCUGGUUGGAGGUCAUGUCUACAAAAGUGUAAACCUCAGCCUGGUUUAGCUGGGCAUAUUACAUGCAUAUAGACUGUAUGGUGAGGCUCUGCAUUGGAACAUGGGGAUAUUAAGCCAACCAGUGAGACAACCAAGGAGAGAUUUGGAAUAGAUUGGUCCAUGAUUUUAAGAACUUGCAACAAUGGUGUUUCUGCUGCUACAAUUUUCCCUGUGAAAAAGCUGUGGGUACCACCUUUGUCCAAAAAUACUGCAUACCGGUGGUCACUCUCAUCUCAGAGAAGUUUGUAAAUACAGUUUCAUUGGUGCCAUUGUGACCGCAACUAUACAGCCAGGUCAGUUUGGUCUUAGUUUUCAGGGACUUUUAUUCUAGACUGUUGUUUGUUUGAAAGAAGGUUAAGACUGAAUCAGGAAGGUAAAAAUUACCUUCUGAAUAUUUCGGCAAUGUUUGUCUGUGCCAAAGAUGGAGAUUUGUUAUCAAAUUUGUGUACUUUGUACAUGUAUGUGUUGAUGUCAAAUUUCCAAUCAGACAAGGUAUGGAAAAGUCCAGGCAAACAAAUUGUUAUUCUUUCAAAGUAAAUCCAAAUGCCAAUCUAGGCAGAAAUAUUGUAAACUACACGCACUGGUCUAUGUAAGGCUGAUUUUGUUAGAUAAGUGAAUACUAAAUUGAAAAUGUUUUCUUGGUUUUAAGAAAACAUGGAAUGCAGGUCUUGUUUUGAUUCAACCAAUGUUAAAAUGUGUUCUCGUAAGCCACCCCGUCCCAGGAGUUCUGCUGUACAUAUACAUGUACUUCUAUGUUGUAUGGAUAUGAUAUGUUCAAAGUUGCUACAGCAUUAGUUUUGUUGAUGACUUACAUGAAAAUGUAUAAAGACCAUUGUACAGUCUGAUGCUCACAUGGUGCACUCUUCAACCUUUACAUGAAAUUACCGACAAACUGAUGGCAAUAAGUAGCGUUACCUGUGCACUAGUUGUAAUAGUUCUGUAUGUUUGAUGGAAGUAUUAGUUACACAUAGCACUGCUACAGGUAUUAAAUGAGAUGUACAACGUU